CAAGAUAUAAUUUGGACCUCCUAUUGUCCACCCCACCGCUAGACCAUUCCCCUGCGUUCCUUUCGCCAGUUCAUCUCCCAUCGGACGGUCCUGCUUUAGCCCUUCCCCGCGCCGUCGCACGGCCGCGAGUCAGCGACAUGCCUCCUCCCCGCCUCGCGCUCCCGCCGCCCGCCGACGCCCUACGCCGCUCGUACCUCCGCCUCGUCGCGCUCUCCUCCACUCUCCGCCACCUCGACCAGCUCCUCGCCGUCUCCCUCGCUUCCGGCCACUACGCGCUCGACCCCGCUCCGGCCACCGCGCUCCUCCUCCGCUACGCCUCGCUCCGAGCCCCUCCCGGCCACCUCCUCCGCCUCUUCAGCGCCUUCCCCCGCCCCGACCGCUUCCUCCGCAACGCGCUCCUCCGCUCCCUCCCGUCCUUCCGCCCGCACCUCCUCUUUCCCUCCCCGGACUCAUUCUCCUUCGCCUUCGCCGCCACCGCGCUCUCCUCUUCUUGCUCACGUGGAGACGCCGCGUCUCCUUCCGCUGCCGCCCGCCCGCUGCACGCGCUCGCCGUGGCUGCGGGGUACGCAGCGGACACGUUCGUGGCGUCAGCUUUGGCCAAGCUCUACUUCAAGCUGUCGAGAGUUGACGACGCACGCAAGGUGUUCGACGCGGUGCCGUCGCCGGAUACUGUCCUGUGGAAUACUCUGCUGGCUGGGCUGUCCGGUUCGGUGGCCCUGGAGGCGUUCGUGCGGAUGGUGGAGGCAGGAAUGGUGUGGCCGGACGCAACCACCCUUGCAUCUGUCCUACCGGCGGCCGCAGACGUCGCAGAUAUAGAGGUGGGGAGGUGUGUCCAGGGAUUUGGGGUUAAGUGUGGAUUGGCAGAGCAUGAACAUGUUGUGACUGGGCUGAUUUCGCUGUACGCCAAGAAUGGGGACAUGGAGUGUGCACGUCGUCUCUUUGACAGGAUGGAAGAGCCAGAUUUGGUUACCUACAAUGCUUUGAUCUCAGGUUACUCGGUGAAUGGCAUGGUUGAAUCAUCAGCGGAGCUGUUCAAAGAGUUGGCAGCCUCGGGUUGUAGGCCAAACUCGAGCACAUUGGUGGCGGUGAUUCCUGUGUACAGCCCAUUCGGGCAUGAGCUGCUUGCUCGGUGCUUACAUGCAUUUAUUGUCAAGUACAGGUUUGAUGCAGAUGCUCUGGUAUCGACAGCACUUACCACUUUGUACUGUAGGUUAAAUGAUAUGGAGUCUGCGAGGAGCAUAUUUGAUGCAAUGCCAGAGAAGACCAUGGAAUCAUGGAAUGCAAUGAUAUCUGGGUAUGCCCAGAACGGCUUGACGGAGAUGGCAGUUGCACUUUUCCAGCAAAUGCAAGCGCUCAAUGUGCAGCCGAAUCCCAUCACUAUUUCGAGCACUCUCUCGGCCUGUGCACAGCUUGGAGCUUUGUCCCUGGGAAAGUGGGUUCACGAGAUCAUCACCAAGCAGAACCUUGAGCUCAAUGUCUAUGUCAUGACAGCACUCAUUGACAUGUAUGCAAAGUGUGGAAGCAUUGCUGAAGCUCGGAGCAUCUUUGACAGAAUGGAUAACAAGAAUGUGGUCUCCUGGAAUGCAAUGAUAUCUGGAUAUGGCCUCCAUGGCCAAGGUGCUGAAGCUUUAAAGCUCUACAAGGACAUGCUGAAUGCACACCUUCUGCCAACAAGCUCUACCUUCCUGUCGGUCCUCUACGCGUGCAGCCAUGGAGGGUUGGUCGAGGAAGGGCGGGCAGUCUUCCAUGUAAUGACUAACGUGUACAAUAUCAGUCCAGGUAUCGAGCAUUGUACUUGUAUGGUGGACCUCCUUGGCCGGGCUGGCAAGUUGAAGGAAGCUUUUGAGCUCAUCCCUAAAUUCCCCAAGAGCGCAAUUGGACCUGGUGUGUGGGGGGCACUGCUUGGUGCUUGCAUGGUCCAUAAGGAUAGCGACCUUGCAAAAGUGGCAUCCCAAAAGUUGUUUGAACUAGACCCAGCGAACACAGGCUACUAUGUGCUCCUCUCUAAUCUCUACACAUCCAAGAAGCAUUACUCUGAAGCAGCUCUGGUGAGGCAGGAGGCUAAGAGCAGGAAGCUGGUGAAAACACCGGGGUGUACUCUCAUCGAGAUAGGUGACAAACCGCAUGUCUUCAUGGCUGGCGACUGUGUGCACCCAGAGUCAGAGGCCAUCUAUUCAUACUUAGAGAAGCUAACCACAAAGAUGAUUGAAGCUGGGUACCGACCUGUGACGGAGGUGGCAUUGUAUGAUGUUGAGGAGGAAGAGAAGGAGCACAUGGUGAAGGUGCAUAGCGAGAAGUUGGCCAUAGCCUUUGGGCUGCUCAGCACAGAGCCGGGGACAGAGAUCAGGAUCAUCAAGAACCUUAGGGUCUGCCUGGACUGCCACGACGCUACCAAGUUUAUAUCCAAGGUGACACAGAGGUUGAUUGUGGUUAGGGAUGCGUCGAGGUUUCACCAUUUCAGAGAUGGGGUUUGCUCCUGCGGUGAUUACUGGUGAUAACUUGAAAUGCCUCUGGUCUAACAGAUAGCUGAGAUUCUUUUGGAAUAAUUGUUCCUGAGGAGCAUCGCAUUGGGCUCAAGAGUCAACAUUUUUUUACUGCAGAGGCAUCAGUUCAAUUUUGACGGGAUAGGUGCCAGAACUGGCCACUAAACAGCAUGGUAGAUUUUGGACUUCCCAGCAUGGGCCUAGAUUUCGUCGACCAAAUCUGCAGUCUCACUAAUUUGCACCAAGUUGUACGACUUAUGGCGAAAUGAAGCCUCUGCCAGCUUCAAUGUCAUUCACAAAAAGAUAUUCUCUGAAACAAGCAUGGAUGUACAAUAUCAUAAAUUGAAUACAAGUGCCAGUCGGCACAAGAUAUCAACUAGAGAACCAGUAAUCCUACAGAACAACACAUCUUUUGCUUCAACUGUUGGAACCUUUUGGUCGAAGAUGAGGUCAUUUCUAACUGUCCAGAAUUCCAGAUGCUCCAGCACAUACAGAAUAAUAAUCUCCAUGAAGAAAGGUUGCGAGAUAGUGCUUCUGAAAUGCAUCAGGGGUUGCCAUUGGAUCAUCCAGAAUGGAGACUUGUAGCCUAAUUAUGUCUCAGCAGCUCUGUACAAAUGGACAGUAGAGGAAUAGAUGUUCAACUGUUUCUUCGAUCUGAUCAGAGCAAAUAAUACAAUUAUACGACUGGAGAACCAUAUUCUUGCGGUGCAGCAACCCUCUGGUACCCAUCCUGUCCUUCAGUAACAACCAGAAAAAGACUAUGCUUUAUUUGGCAUGAAAACUUCCACAACCAAGUGAAGGCAGGAUGAAUUUCUUGGUAGCCUAUCAGUCUUUUGUAAACUUUGACCGAGGAAAAGGCAUUAUUCCCCCAAAUGUAUGUCCAGGUCUCGUGCUCUUCUGUGAAAUUCAGACUUUUGAUCUGGUGGCUGAACUGAUUGAACUGAUUAUAAGCUUGAGUGGACAUUGGCAAUUGGAAGAGAGUAUCAUAAGCAUGAUGCAACGUUACCUUAUUUCAUGCAUAUGAAUAUAACUCCGGAAACUGCAUAUAGGGGAUUAUGCCAUGCAAACACUGUAUGCCCAUCUCCAAUGAUUAUUGUUGCUAGGCUUGGACGUAUCAAGAAGCUUGAUUAUGUCUCUCCACCAGAAAGGUCCCCUUGCUGAUUGGUCUGGGAAGCGAUUGUUUACAUAACAGUUAUCCUACAAGAGAGAUGCCUAUGGAAGAUCAGUCCUGUUGAAAAUUUUGUGCAGGUUCUUCAGAAGUGCAUCAUUCUGAAUUCUGAGAUUGAGCACUCCCAAACCUCUUCCUUUCUUUGCAUUGGUGUUGCCUAUCAAGUUAAAAUCACGA
This is a messenger RNA of Phragmites australis (common reed), 3828 nucleotides long. Its product is annotated as pentatricopeptide repeat-containing protein At4g30700. Lineage: Eukaryota; Viridiplantae; Streptophyta; Magnoliopsida; Poales; Poaceae. Gene Ontology annotation, biological process: RNA modification. The record is from RefSeq and is a predicted model, not a curated record. Gene Ontology annotation, molecular function: protein binding; zinc ion binding; RNA binding. The transcript has a single exon. Bases 138 to 2495 code for a protein of 785 amino acids.